Messenger RNA from Nicotiana attenuata, 666 nucleotides. RefSeq lists its product as uncharacterized. Lineage: Eukaryota; Viridiplantae; Streptophyta; Magnoliopsida; Solanales; Solanaceae. The record is from RefSeq and is a predicted model, not a curated record. The coding region runs from base 1 to 666 and encodes 221 amino acids. Gene Ontology annotation, molecular function: nucleic acid binding; RNA-DNA hybrid ribonuclease activity. The transcript has 2 exons.
AUGCAGGGGACUUAUACAGCUAGAGAGGCGAGGAUGCAGCAGUACCUGGAAAAGGCACGAGAUUUGGUUAGGCAAUUUCAAACUUGGAAAGUCAUGCAGAUACCAAGGGAAGAAAAUGCCGAGGCAGACGCUCUUGCUAAUCUUGCGUCUGCUGCAGAAAAAAGACUGGAAGAAUCUAAAGGCAAUUGGCCAGAGAUACUACCUGGAGUCUUAUGGGCAUAUCGAAUAAUAGCAAAAACAAGUACGGGAGAAACACCGUUUUCACUUGAAUACGAAGCUGAAGCCUUAAUUCCAGUCGAAAUAGGGGAGCCAAGCACGAGAUAUACUCAAGCUACUGAAGAGUCGAAUGAAGAAGAGAUGCGGGUAAAUUUGGAUUUACUUGAAGAAAGAAGGGAAACUGCUAUGAUAAGGAUGACAGCACAAAAACAAGUUAUUAAGUGGUAUUACAAUCGGAAGGCUCAUCUCAGAUACUUCAAUAUUGGGGACUACGUACUUAAGAAAGUUUUCCAAUCCAUGAGGGCAGUUAAUGCAGGAAAAUUAAGUCCAAAUUGGGCAGGACCUUACAAGAUUCAUGGAAUCGCAGGAAAGGGUGCAUAUGAGCUUGAAACCUUGGACGGCUUACCCUCUAAUUCGAAUGUUGUUCAUCUGAAGAAGUACUAUUUCUAA